Molecule: messenger RNA, 1183 nt
Organism: Zophobas morio
Lineage: Eukaryota; Metazoa; Arthropoda; Insecta; Coleoptera; Tenebrionidae
Product: thioredoxin domain-containing protein
Exons: 7
Coding region: 208-1116 (302 amino acids)
Source: RefSeq, a predicted model, not a curated record
UGAUUGGCGGAGAGUGAAGGUCGUCAGGAGGGUGUCGUUAGGUGGUGCAGGUUGUGAGGUUAGGCAAUGCAGGGAUAAAAGUUACGAAUAAACCUUUUUUAUUUAUUUAUUUUUUAACAAAUCGUGGUUAUUAAUAAAUUAAUUACUCAGUUUAAACGUUUACUUUUUAUUAUUUUUACACAAGUGACAUCGUACUUAAACUCAAAUAUGUAUAUUGUUCCCGUAUUUUACGUACUGUUAAUCUCAAUUAAUUUUUCUGCGUCGUUGAAAACGGUGCAUGAUGAUGAUUUAAUGAAUUUGAUCCGAAGUGAAACCUAUGUUAUUACUUUGUUCUCUAGUAAGAAUUGUGCUGAAUGUGAUAAUUUUGAAAAUGCUGUAACUAGUUUGGAAGAAGAGUUUACAAAGUCGUUCAAUGGAAAAGCUGUUAAAGUAAUCAAUAGUCAGUUAACGCGGCUCUACAGCCCCACAAAGGAGCCACUUUUGGUGUUUUUCCGACACGGAAUACCGCUUCUCUAUAAUGAUGUUCCAUCUGAAGAGCUAAUACUUCAUACAUUCCUGAAUAACAAAGAACCAGUUGUUAAAGAACUGAAUGAUGAGACUUUUGAGCAUUUAACUCAGGCAGCUACUGGUGCCACCACUGGUGAUUGGUUUGUUAUGUUUUAUUCCCCAGACUGUGUUGAUUGUCAACGUCUGCAGGCACGCUGGGAAACUGUAGGUGCGCAAGUAAAAAGCCGAAUGAAUUUAGCUAGAGUUAACAAGGCUGUAGGGGGCGCUGCAACAGCAGACAGAUUUGGAAUCACUGAAGUCCCCUCUUUCAUCUUAUUCAAAUUGGGAAAGUUGUACAGGUAUCAAAUCAAAAAGUAUGAUAUUGCCUCAUUUGUGUCAUUUGCGCAAGAGUGGUACAAAAACAUGAAGCCAGAAAGAAUACCCCUGCCUAAAACUCCAUUUGAUGAACUGGUGGACAAUGUGGUAAUAAAUCUUCAAGAAAACAUUCUGCUGGUGCAGAUUACCGCAGCAAUGUUUGCUGCCACUUUGGCCAUUUAUGUCCUCUUGAAAUUCAUGAAAAGGACACCUCAGAAACCAAAAUCCACUAAGAAAGGAGAUAAAGAUAAAUGAAGAGCACUCUGCGUUUCUUACAGAUUUAUAUUUUUGUAACAAUGUGCAAUAAAAUGCUUGUAAUUUA